Messenger RNA from Talaromyces amestolkiae, 759 nucleotides. RefSeq lists its product as uncharacterized. The transcript is spliced from 4 exons. The record is from RefSeq and is a predicted model, not a curated record. Bases 1 to 759 code for a protein of 252 amino acids. NCBI's taxonomy places the organism in Eukaryota, Fungi, Ascomycota, Eurotiomycetes, Eurotiales, Trichocomaceae.
AUGGCGCUCGUUUUCGACAAGAUAAUUCUCUUCGGAGACUCUAUCACACAGCUGGCCUACAACCAGGAAUUUGGUUUCUGUUUCGGGCCAGCAAUGCAAGAUGAUGUCAUACAAAGAGGAUUCGGCGGUUACACCUCAAGCCACGCCGCUAUCAUAAUAGAUCGUUUGAUUGAGCAAGAAUCAGCGGGCGCAUCUAAGAUCAAGCUUGUGGUCGUAUUCUUUGGCACAAACGACUCUAUCGUUCCCGAAUCCGCAUCCAACAACUCCGUGCCCGUGGAAAAGUUUCAAGAUAAUUUACGAAAUAUCGUUUCCGCAGCAGGAAAAGUAAGCGCAAAAGUGGUUCUCAUCGGACCCGGCCCAUUUAACCAUCAACAAUUCGAUGAUGCGCUAGGUCAUCAGUUUGAGGUCGACAGGACGACCCAUCGAGCUCGUGAAUACUGCAAUGCUACGGUAGAUAUUGGAAAGGAACUUGGUGUACCUACAGUGCCAAUGUGGGAUCUCAUUAUGGAAGAAGUGGGUUGGAAGGAGGGAGAUCCAAUUCAUGGGUUGCCUGAGCUUCCCGCUGUCAAUCCUUUGAAUGACUACUUAACUGACGGUCUACACUUCUCCGGCCCGGCUUACAAGGUACUUUUCACGAAUGUGCUCAAAACAAUUAAGCAGUCCUAUCCGGAACUUGACCCUGAAAAUCUUCCAGAGCAUUUGCCGACGUGGGAUCAGCUUACUACUUCACAUGAUGCCCUGAGAAAGGCCGUAGAAUGA